This is a messenger RNA of Medioppia subpectinata, 345 nucleotides long. The record is from the annotation of a GenBank genome assembly. Lineage: Eukaryota; Metazoa; Arthropoda; Arachnida; Sarcoptiformes; Oppiidae.
AUGUAUGAGAUGAGAGAAGAUCCGCGAACUCAGGAGCACGUGGUCGGGAAGUCCAUCAACAUGGCUCUGUCCGAGAGGGGUCGGGUAGCUCUCCGGUCGCUGGGUCUCGAGGACCAGAUACUGGACAACUACUCCAUCAAAAUGAACGCCCGACUCAUACACGACGUGAACGGCCGGAAACGGGCCAUACCUUACGGCAAGAAAAAUCAAUACCUGCUGUCGAUUAGCCGGCGAUUCCUCAACGAACUAAUGCUCACAGAAGUGGAAAAGUAUAACAAUAUUAGUCUGAAUUUCAAUCACAAACUGGUCGGCGCUAAUCUCGAUGAGGGUAUGUAUUAUUUGUAG